GCCCCCGCCUUUCACGACAGCGCCGCGCUUUACGGCUCCUCUCCCCCGCCCCAUACACGUCUUUGCCUCCAUUUUACGCCUUUGCCCCCAUUUUACGGCGCGCGAACCUGAGGCCCAGAGGAGUCUAGUGGUUUGGGCGAGGUCGGGUGACUUUUAAAGCCCGUCUCCGCUGGCCGCCAGGGGCGCCGCCCUACAUUGUUCCAUCUCCCGCCUCCGCGCCUUUGCCCCCAUGUGAGACCGCCUAGUAGUACCCCCUCCGAGGGAGAUACUGUGUACAUGUGUUACAUCCGUCCGCUGGGUGGUGCAGUGGGGCCAGGAAGACCCGAAUUCAAAUCCUGCCUCACUCAUUAGCUGCAUAGCCCCAGGCAAGUCAUUCAUCCUCUGUGGCCCUUGUUGGGAGGGUCUAAGGAGAGGUUUGUAAAGGUGCCCACCACACAGUAGGCGCUCAAUACAUGCUUAUUCCCGCCCUCCCCGAGGGAGCGCACAGUAGGCCCUUUGUAAGGGCUCCUUGAACGAGUGGACUGCCGCCUCGGCAUACAGUAGGUGCUUACUAAAUGUUCGUGCUGCACAGCCUUGUGUUCCGGAGGUAGGGUGAGAAUCGGUGCCCAAGGCCGCAGGACUGAUCCGUUUGGCUUGGGGCGCAUUGAUUGGUUGGUUAAUAGGAAGUGACAGAGAGUGAACCGGAGUCUGCGUGUGAGGGAAUAGGCAGUUAUUAAGCGCCUGCUGUGUGCCCGCAUGCUGCGCUAGAGGCUCUGCGAACAUCCCGUUGGGAUCUGUGGACGCCCAGCCCGGGAGCCCCUUCCUGCCCCGGCCCCUCCUUGGCCUAGUUCGCACCCCGUGGAAGAUGACAGCUGCCAUUUCCACCCUCCGUGGGUUAGGGCAGGAAGGUCUGGUCUCUGUGUCCCCAGAGCCGUGGAAGCCCAGAAGAAACACAUGCUGUUGACCGAAGGCGCAGACCCCUUCCUUUUGCGUCUGUAUUCCCAGGGCUAGCCUGCCUCGGCUCGCAGUGGGCCCGGCGGUGGAGUGAAGGAGGGAGGGAGGGAGUGGGCCAACGAAUGGACAGAUAGCCCGUGAGUGACCACAGAGGGUGAGAAUGCUACCGAGUCAGCUGAGCCUCCCGGGAGAAGCUUCUGCGCUCCUGACAAGUCAGCCCCCCCCCGCAGUCUGCAGGAAAGACGCGUCCGGAGUGACUGUGAUGAGAGGAGGGGAGACGUGAGCGAAGGGCCGGCCAGGAAGAGGCCAGGGGACGCAGACGGGCCCGGUCACGCCUCGGGGGAGCUUGGGGACGUCCUUUCUCAGGGCCUCGGUCUUCCCAGCCUCAGGAAUCCUCCGUGAGGAGGCUUGUGACUGUGUCGUGGCCUCCCCCGACUCCGUGGGGGGCUCUCAAAGGCUGGGCCACUGGAGGGGAAGCUGGCCCAGCAUCUUCUACCACGUCUGUGAGGACAGCUUCCAGGGCAGGCCCAGGGUGGACUGGGCCACGGAAGGGCCUGUCUAGACUCCUCACGAGCUCCUUCAGCCCAUCUUUACAGAGUGUAGACUUGAGGCUCUUCCCAUCCUGACUGCCUGCCUUGGGGCACAGACUGCCUCCUGAGGUGCACUUGGGGGCCUCCGUGCAGAUGGAAGCAGGGGUCCUUGACGUGUUAGCCUUACCUCGACAGAAGAGGCAUGGCCAAGAGUAGAACAUACAAGGAGGAUCGUACCUGAAGCUGGGGACUUCUCGCUUUUCCAUUAAUUUCAUAGCUGGGGUGGUGAUCAGACAUAACAGCACAAGUUACAAAUCCAUCCAGAUGCACAGAAAGUCAGCGCCUUGUUAUGUACAAAUGACAAUGAGCAAAGCCCAGUGAUUUCUGCCACAAUUCUCCAAUAAAUCCCACAUGUUCCCAGCAAAGCCGGCCUGUUUGGCUCAGGUUAUUUCUGACCUUCUCUGCUAUGCAUUUAAAAUUUUCUGAACUUGAAGGAAUCUUAGAGAUCUCCUGGCCUAAUAUCCCCAUCAUACAGAUCAGAGGACGGAGCACCUCAUGCCGGGCUCUCCAAAGUGAGUCUCUGUGGGAUGCUGUCAGCCGUCCCCCGCACCUGGAGCCAGAGUGCCUGAGCACCGUGGAACUGCCCCAGAGCCCGCGAGAGAAGACGCGCGACACCAGGAGCAGAGAUGCCGCUCAGCAUGGGAAUGCUGGAGCUCAUCAACUUCAGUGCCAUCCCCAUGGUCCCCCUUGACGAUGACCUGGCGACUUCGUCCAAGGAGAAGCGCAUACAGCAUGAAGAGCUGAAGAUGCGAGUGAAACAGAGCCCUCCCUUGUGCCUCAUGGGCUCCAUGGACCAGCUGAAUAGAAAGAUCUCCCAGAUAGACCUGAAGACCAGACUGUACAAGACCAGCAUUUACAACACCAUCCUGGUCAUCGAGAAACUGGAGGCAGAGAAGAAACUGAGAGAGCAGCAGCGCAUCUUGGGAGAAAAAGACAGGGCUAACAAAACCAAGAAGAAGUCGCCUGAGUUUUUCCCGCUGACUCCGUCGACUUCAGCUGUUCCCUAUGCUGGGUCGAAAAAGAAAACUCAGGACGGGCUAGCCGAGUUGUACCAGGCCCCGGAGCACAACGCGGAGCUGCCCAGUGAGCUGCCAAACGGGGUGAACUACUGUGACAUGGUGGGCAACGUCAUCCGGGCACAGGGAAACCCCAUCAGUGGCAAGGCCUUCUGUGCACCAGAAGAAAUGAACAAAUUCUUUGCAUCUCCAUUUUCCAAGGCUAUCGUGCUAGACUGUUUCUGGUGGAUCUUUCAUGAAAGAUAUGAUCCAAACAAGGAGAUCCAGAGAAAGCUAUUUGACCGAGUGUCAAAGAACUAUGCUUAUCUCCUGAUGGACAUCCCCAGGUCAUUGUACGAAGAAUUCAUUCUACAAAGUUUUCCAUCCCUCCUGAGUCAAGCCCUGUAUACCAGCUUCUGCACCUGCUUCCCACAGUCAUGGUUCGACAAUCACGAAUUCAAAUCUUCCAUCUGUAACACAAUGAAUCAGUGGAUUGGAGGCACGUUCCCAAGCCCAAGGAGCUACGUACAUUGGAACUACUUUGAGCUGGAGCCGGUGCGAUGCCGCAGAGAAGAGCUGAUGAGAGGCAAAGAGAAGCUUGAUGAGAGCAACAGGCAGAAGAUUGCAGUGCAGAUCUCCAAGUCAGAGCCCCGCUCAGAGAACCAGAGACAAGCCUCCAAGAAGGUCAGGGAGAUCACAGAGACAAGGAUAUUGGAGAGGUCAGCUCAGAACGAGUCUCACCCGGCCUGCAAGGGACCCGAGUUUUCAAGAAACCUGUUCAGCAUCACUGGCAACAGCCCGCUGAUCGUUCACUACCUUGAGCAGCAUGAUGCUUAUCGACAGGCUGGCCAGGACAUCCUGAUGGUCCGGCAUGACGUGAGCAAGACCAUGCCUGAGGGCACAGCAGCCUAUCGAGAUGUGAUCCGGCAGGUCAGGGCUAACAUGAAGAAACUGAGCAGGGACACCGAGUACCUACAUAAGGUGCACUGGAAGGAGUGGAAGAUAUUUGACCAGAGCCAGAAGGAUCUGCAGGCCGAUUUUGUCAGGAAAGUGAGAGAAGUCAACACCAGUGCAUUAGAAAAGAAGAAGAUGAAUCAGCAUGUCAUCCCCCCUCCAGUUUCCCAGGAAGAACUUUAUGAUCAAUUUGGAAAAGUCGUCGAAAUGGAAAAAGUGCAUUACAAGGCUGCACACAUAACCCCCCAGCUGAAAAUGAGAAGUUAGGCCUGAGACUGUGAGUUAAGAGUCACUAACCCUUCGUGGUUCCUUCGGCCGAGCACAUUAAAGUUGGGCCCCAUCCAGGGCCAUGGAGGCUGAGUGCUGGGGGUGGAGGCUUUGGGAACGUGGGAGGAAUCCCACAUCUUCAGCUCGAGGGUGUUCUGAGCUCAGGCCCAACACUGAAGUGUUUAUUUUAAAACUCAGUAGAUUCAAAAGAGAACUUGUUUUCCUUCUCAAGCCCAUGCUUUCCUUCCCAGACCUCCCAAUUUCUGUUGAGAGACGCACCAUACUCUUGGUCACCCUGGGUUGUCCCAGUCUUUCCUCUCACCUUCACAUCCAGCCACAUCCUGUGGAUUUCACCUCUGAGUUACCUUGGACACCCACCCCCUUGUUCAGCUUUGUCACCUCUGUCCUGGCCUGUUGUAAUGACCUUCAUUCUCUCUCCUCUCCAGCUUAGCCUUUUAAAACAUCGAUGGGUUUUCUUCUGAUACCAUGUUUUGAUGGCUAGAUCCCAUUCAGCAGACAAGGAAAGUUGCUACAGAGCACGUUCCCGGAAAGCCAGUGGGCCACUCGGGACUGCCUCGAUAGUCCAUGGGAUGCUCUGGUUUUAUAAUUCAACAGAAAGGAAAGGUGUGUGUGUGUCGCCUGUCACUUGAACUUUUACCUGUCAGUGCUGACUCUAUUUGCCUUAUUGUAGUCAUUGUGUAUGGUGGUUUUCUUAGCUUUCUCCACCAGGCCUUCCUUCCUUCACCUUGAGCUGUCUGUCCCCUGUGCCUCUGACUUCUUCCUUUUUGUCAUUCUUGAAGGUAUAGCGAUUCACGACAUUCCACAGAGCAUACUUUGUUCCAUCAUCCCUCAAUUGUGGGGCAUGUGUUUUCUUCUCACAAAUAAUGCUGCUAUGAACAUUUAUUUGCAAAGGCGUCGUUUCCUUUUUUUUUAUCCUUUUUUUAAAAGUUACUUUAUUUUGAU
This is a messenger RNA of Phascolarctos cinereus (koala), 4702 nucleotides long. Lineage: Eukaryota; Metazoa; Chordata; Mammalia; Diprotodontia; Phascolarctidae. The record is from RefSeq and is a predicted model, not a curated record.